GCUGAGCACUGCACUGCUUCUGCCACGAUCUUCCAACUUUCCCAAGCCAACAUUAACACCCCACACCUGCCAACCUAUUCUACCUGUCACCGACCUGAACGACAGCACACGUACUAGGCACUGCACCGGGACUCACACACAACAACCAUGGCGGACUCAUUGACUGAAGAGCAAGUUUCCGAGUUCAAGGAGGCAUUUUCUCUCUUCGACAAGGACGGCGAUGGACAAAUCACCACGAAAGAGCUCGGCACUGUCAUGCGCUCCCUCGGCCAGAACCCUUCCGAGUCGGAGUUGCAGGACAUGAUCAACGAAGUCGACGCCGACAACAACGGCACCAUUGACUUUCCCGAAUUUCUCACCAUGAUGGCACGCAAGAUGAAGGACACGGACUCUGAGGAGGAGAUUCGCGAAGCCUUCAAGGUCUUCGACCGCGACAACAACGGCUUCAUUUCCGCUGCUGAGCUGCGACAUGUCAUGACCUCCAUUGGCGAGAAGUUGACCGACGACGAGGUCGACGAGAUGAUUCGUGAAGCCGACCAGGACGGUGAUGGAAGAAUCGACUACAACGAGUUCGUCCAGUUGAUGAUGCAGAAGUAGAGCAAUCCUUCUGCGAUGCAGCGGUGACGACUCGCAAAAGAAAGUACAGAAGCGGCUCAAGCGAUGGCGAUGUUCCCAAUCAUACCCUCAAGCGUCUUGGUAUCGAGAAAGCUUUUUUUGUUUUAUUCUCUAUAACUUCAAGCAUUAGGACAGCAGGACGAGCGUAUGGAGAUGAUGCUCCACUUGAGGCGGCACUUCAAUGUGCUUCACGACACACGGAAAGGACCCUUCAGCUUUUGUCUUUCUAUUGGGAUCCUUCAUAACGGCAGGUCUAGUGUACGUUGGUAUCUCAUACCCAGACAGCAGCUGUGACUCC
Messenger RNA from Pseudocercospora fijiensis CIRAD86, 913 nucleotides. RefSeq lists its product as uncharacterized. Lineage: Eukaryota; Fungi; Ascomycota; Dothideomycetes; Mycosphaerellales; Mycosphaerellaceae. Gene Ontology annotation, cellular component: central plaque of spindle pole body. Gene Ontology annotation, molecular function: enzyme regulator activity; calcium ion binding. The coding region runs from base 148 to 597 and encodes 149 amino acids. The record is from RefSeq and is a predicted model, not a curated record. The transcript is spliced from 5 exons. Gene Ontology annotation, biological process: spindle pole body organization.